Messenger RNA from Biomphalaria glabrata, 7358 nucleotides. RefSeq lists its product as uncharacterized. Lineage: Eukaryota; Metazoa; Mollusca; Gastropoda; Planorbidae. Gene Ontology annotation, molecular function: protein binding. The transcript has 18 exons. The coding region runs from base 288 to 6662 and encodes 2124 amino acids. The record is from RefSeq and is a predicted model, not a curated record.
AUAUUUAAAAUCGAAACUGUUGGGCGAUCAAUACCUGCCACUCGGUGUUUAGUAGCCUGAUGUUUGGUGUGCAGUCCUUUCAUUUCACACAAUAUUUUGUUAAGUAUUUUCUGAUUGGUCUAACUCAGUGUGUGACUCCAUUCUAACUGGUGGGAGUUUGGCUUUUAUCAAAGUGUGGUGAGCACGUUGAUUCACAGGGAGAGAGGUAUCAACAAUAACAUGGAUGUACAUACAAAAGUUUCAGUUUUCGAUUGACUGGGUUAGGUUCGAAAUUAUCAAAUUCUAAGAUGGCCCUAGUACCCAGUGCUGUGAAUGCUUGGGGUAACGCCCCUGAUCUCGACAUAAGAAAAGCAAAGCUUCAACUAGAGAACGAGUUAUUGAAGUUACAAGCUGUCAGAACAAACGAGGUGCAGUUGAAUCCAAUACUUUUAUCCAAUCGUUUGGAGAGAGUGAGGCCUCAUGCCAGUCUUCAUUACUCUAGAGUUCAGCCCCCUUUGAAAGAAGUCGACAAAAACAAAACGAAAGUGUGGUCAGAUGAAUCAAUAGCACUACGUCAGUUAUCUCAUACCACAAGACGAGGUCCACGUGACGUCAUCCUACCCAACUUAGUGAAACAUCCUGUCCAGGUGAAACUUUGUCCAGUACCACUCACGGACACCAUGUUUCAUGAACGAAGAGCUGCAGCUAUAGAACGACUAAAUCAACUAUUAGCUGACUGGGCAGUGUAUCACAGAAUAGCUCAUCCAGUUCCACUAAGCAGACAAUCUUUGCUCAGCGAUUUGGACCCCAAAAGGAAAAUUUCCAGAAGUACUUUCAUUCACAUAGCCAGGGGCAGCGCACACCGGAAAGAGUCAAUGGGCAGUCAGUUGUCCAGCAGCAGUGGAAAGAAAACGACAUCUUACGCUGUACCAAAGAGCCUUAAAAAAAGGAAUCGAUGGAAAUUCUUUAGCCAAGAAGCCUCCAACCACUUGAGAGCCUCCAGAAUGCAGUUACCAGAAGAGAUAUCCAAGUCAGAGCUAAGAAUUUAUGUGUCGUCAACGCCAGAUUUGCAAGAAGAAAGAGAGUUUCUCGAAGAAGUAGCCUAUCCCAAGAUUCAUGAGAUGUGUGAACACAUGGGACUCAAUUGUCACAUGGUAGACAUGCGCACUGGGGCUGGAGUAUUAACCAAUGACAUUGAGACGUUUGAUCUGAUUGAGAAAGAACUGCGGACAUGUCGGACACAAUCUAUCGGUCCAUCUUUCAUAAGUCUGAUCGGUCAUGAACUGGAAGACAAAAAGCUGCCAGGAUUUCUGUACAAGUCUGUCUUCGAAGAGAUCAGGGAGGUAUUGAUCAAAGAGAAUGUCAUAGGAGUGGAGGCGCUUGAUGAUGUGUACCGACUAGAUUCAAACCGUGUUCCACCCGUCUACAUCAAGCAGCGUAUCAAGUCUGUUGAAGAGUACCAGAGUCCAGAAGAAGUUGAGCGUAUAUUACAAGAGGCUUUGGUUACCGCUGUGUCCAUUAUAAAGCAAUACAAGCCCAAAGAAGAGAUGAGUCAAAUGGACACAUACAAAUGGUCAGCUGUUGUCAAAGAAGUUGAAGAAGGUCUGCUGACCAACCACAGCCCGCGGACCGAUACUUUAUGUCUACUGAUGGACCCGGACGUGAUGGACGAAGGUCCAGGGAUUGAGCCCAUCCAUCGUCUGCGACACAAUAUAGUGACUCACUACAGACAGUAUGCCAGCAGGGAUAACUUGGUACACCUGAAGUCUGCCAAGAAGAAUAUGACCUACCUCAGAUACAUUUCUGACACUUUCAUAGCCAGUGUGACAUCUCUGCUCAAGUCUCAGGCCAGACUUCAUGGAUAUGAUCUGAUGCAGCAAUUGACAGAAAGUUCGGAAGUCUUACAGCACGUGCGACUUUUCCUUGACGCUCAAGAUGUCGACAUUGAAAGUCAGCUUGACACAAUGGCCAUAGACACCAGUGUUGACAUGCCAAACCACAAACAGAGCAUCGUCAUGGCUGCCUCCGAGAAGGAAGUACACGAAAUGGGAAAUUUGGUCGAGACUGAUCUUAAUAAUCACACAGAGAGACAAUUGAAUGACAGCCAGUCAUCUUUCAGUGAAAAUCAUAAGUCUGUUUUAGAAGAUAUUUGUCGAGUAAUUGACAGACCAGACUCAUCUCCCAAAACAUUGCUAUUAUGGGGACAAAGGGGGAAUGGAAAAACGACACUAGCCGCCCAGGUGGCGAAAUUGUCCGCUCGAGGGCAAGGACGGCCAGAACGUAAAGUUGUGGUCAGAAGGCUGGGAGCUACUCUGAGGUCAUCUUCACUGUUUAGAGUUCUGGAAAGUCUGAUCUUACAGCUCAAUUUUCUCUACUCUCUAAAUCUGGUGUUGUCUAUAGACAUAACUCUUCAGGAAAUGGUGAGCAUUUUUUGUCAGACACUAAAAGACGUGAGCGCCAAGCAACCAACAGAUGGGUCACUCCUACUGAUUCUAGACCAGCUCGAAACGUGUGGUCAGCUGACGCCUCACAUUCUGGCAUCCAUUCUUGACGCCAUUUCGGAUGGCACAACACUGAUGCUGGUCUUAAACAUGCCGAGCCCCCUGUUUGACGUAAUUAGGUCACACCACACAUCAACGAGCUUCUCAAGACCGUAUCUGAGCUUUGCAGACUUUGACAGAUUUCUCAUUAGCAGCCUCGCAAAAGUCAACAGGGUCGUCACCAGCGACCAACAUGCCGCUGGCACAAACGCUCUCCCUGCAGACACCACUCCAAUCUGUGCGCAGACGAUAUUUCACAUAGUAAGAUGGUGGCCAUCGCACACCCUUCCUAACCUCAAGAACUUUCUCGGAGAGCCAGAUUUAGACUUUGACGUUUUUCUUCAGACUUUGGAGUCACAGCUCGGCGUAGCUUUCACACGUUACUCGAUCUCCCUUCUGGCCAGUGCGCGACAUGGGCUUGCAGACCAAGAGCUCCUUCAUCUGCUUAGCAAAGACGCCGAACUUCUCAGCGAGAUAAAGAACGAAGAAGACGAGAUUAUUAGCGUUGUCGAAGGAUUUCCCUAUCAGCUGCAGCUCUCUAGACUUAUGGCUAGGCUGGACAGAUUUGUCUUAAGAGUCAAGGUGGAAGGCGAAACGGUAAACAUAUUGUCAACGAAGGAGCUCGCCAAAGCCGUAACAGCAAGGUACAUGAAUGGCGAGUUCUUUCACUCCAUUCACCAAAAAUUGGCCAAUUUUUUCUUGUUUAUCCGAAGAGGCCUACUCCUGAGCUCAAGAGAUAUUGUGGAAAAGAAGCACAAACAUUUAUCUAAGUAUCACUGGCGUACGAUGCGCUGUGUUCCAUAUCACCUGACUCAUAGCUACUCUGACCCUAGCGAAACUUGGAAAAAUCUCAAAGAGAAAGUUUUCUUUAAUUUCAACUGGCUUGUCAAUGAAGUGUAUUCCGGCUUUUUCCCUGAGCUCUUGGAUGACAUGAAAUAUGCUCUGGACACAGUCAGCCUCGACCCUGGGAUCUUGUCUCUUCAGCAGCUUCUGCUGUCUGUACGUCACACCGUCAUUUAUAACCCUGUGUCUCUUGCUGCCUUCUUCUCCAGUUUGGAAACUACUGAACAAGACGGAGACACGGAGUUUAUUGACGCCGUGAUUCGCGAUGCCAGGCUUUGGCUUCAGCAAGUCCACCUCCAGACCUUAGUUCCAGUUUCCUAUACACCCGGUAAAGGCAACAGACUCUUGCUUAAAGACAAAUGUCUUUUUGGAGUCACAAAUAUACAGAUCAUCCCUGGAUCAGAACAUCUCCUGGUGCAGAGGCUUAACACUCUUGCAGUCUUAAACACUCUAACUGGGGAAGAGGCUGUACUGGGUGCGUUGAGUUCUCAAAUACUAGACUAUAAGGUGCUGACGGACAUUGAUGUAGUCGUGCUGACCUCAGGCGAUCUCAACAAGUGCACUCUAGAAAUGUUUAAUCUUCAAAACUGUAAGCACGUGGCGAGCUUUUCUUUGGGUGAUUGCCCUGUACACUGGUUUCAUGCAGCCAACACAAGAGCGGCGUAUGUCGCCAUAAAUGAAGGGGUCAGGUCUGUCGAUCUCCAAAGGGGGAAAAUUAAAACUGUUUUAGGCCCUAACAUUUCCUGGAAGGCACUAUGUGUGACAGGCAGUUCCAAUGAAAAACUCGUCUUUGUGAACGAUGCCGGUGUCCUGGAAAUGGUUGCUGUAAAAGGCCUGUCAGAGAGCAAGACUGUCUCACUGAAGAAAGAAGAGCCCAAUAAACAUUGUGAGCCUCUCAUGGCCACCAAGGACGGUAACUACGUUAUCUACCUCACAGAAAGGCAGGCCACUGUGAUGAAGUGUCUUAACCUCAAGGUCGUCAACAGCUAUUCACACCAUGAGCUGCCCAUCGAAAAGGCUGUGCUUUCUCGGAGUCACGAGCACCUUUUUUUGGCGUACGCCUCUGGCGACGUCACCUGCCACGUACUGUACUCAGGAAAGAUGGUAAUGGAGACAAAGGUCAAGGCCAAGGUGAAAUCGCACCACAGAGCAGAUACCAGCAGACGACAUGGUAGAUCUGGGAAGAGCUCACGUCUGCAGCGAAACAACACUGACACAGAGUCGAUCACCGUCCUCGUGACGUCGGAAGACGACCACUUUCUUUUCUGCGGAACCAACCUCGGCCAGGUCUAUGUCAUUCACGUGCCAACUGGACUUCAUGUUGUCAACAUCAGUACCCGACAGAAAGAGCUGACCCAGAUGACCUUUUUAACAGACAGAACUCAUUUUCAGCAUCUUCUAACAACUGACAAGGCGGAAGUGUCUAAACAUUGGAAUCUGAGGCCUCUGUUCAAACUAGCGAGGGUGCAGCUUCAAAGUUUUAUUUCCGACGAGGACCUGAAGAAAGAGGAAGACAAUAAGAUAGAACUCAACAACUACAUCCACAUCUACCAGGACAAUGUCACCAACAGAAUCUUUCUGAACGGCCCGGACAUCACGGCCUUCUACGCUAGACCUCCCCCGACCUUGUUUGAUCACCUGCACGUGCUUGAUCCCGACUUUGGUCAGCAGACUGACUGGGAGAUCAGUGGCUCCUUAGCUGAUGUGACGGAGGCUAUCAAGGUCAUGACCUCAGGACACCAGCUGAGCGACAUCUUGUUGACCAUGUCUGAUGACUUCCGGUUGGGCAGGUGGAGUUUGUACGACGGAACACUGGUCUGGAGCAAGACACUAGGAGGAGAGGGCAGUGAUUUAAAAGACCUGGUGUCAGUUUACUAUGACCAGGCAGUACUUAUUGUGGACAGUUCUAGAAUCGGCAGUGGUUUAAGUUUGUCAGUACUCUACACUGGAGAGGGUCAAAACAAGAUGAUAACUCGGGACAACGUGACUCACUACUGGCUGUCAUCUGACAGAACACACAUACUUAUGUUGUGCCAUAUGCCAGGAAGGUCCAGUGCACUACUCACGACAGAUAUAAAGCUUUAUGCUUGGGAUUUGAUCAAUAGCAUAGAAACACGUCACAGCUUUAUGACGCAACCAAAUAUAACAGACGACACAACGUCCUUUGUAUUUGUCUCACCUGAGCUGACUCAGUGUGUCACUGUGACCCUUCCUGCAAACACACAGCAAUUAAACGGAAGCGCCUGCAUUUUCAGGUCAUUGAAACAAUCCAAAGAUCCAGCAAGAUCUCCAAAAAAUGAUUACUCCAGCUCGUAUUCCAGUUUGGAUUCCUUCGAGUCAUUCACAGAAGUAAACGAGACAAAGGGGAGCCAGCCAAAUGAUGUCCUUGAUGUGUCAAGUAAAGAUGGGCAUCUGAAGUUGCAAGUUCCUAAGUCUGACAUUCCAGAACCUUUUCAUUUUAAUGAGCUUUGCCAGAUUUUCUGGACAAGAGUAGCACAUCAAGAUACUUUAUCUGGCAGUGUAAGUUCUGGCAGAAUUCACUCAAGUCUAACCAAAAAUCUACACUCAGAUCUUGAAAGUAAAAAUAGACUUUCAGUGGACACAAACAACGAAGCCGCCAGUUCAGAAAUGUCUUUUCCAGUGAGAGUAACGUCCCUUUGUUUCGUUGGCGAAGAAAAUAUUUUAAUCGGCACUGCCUCUGGACAUGUCUGUUUAAUCAAUUUGCCUUUCUUAAAACACGUAUGUGUGUUGACCAAAACUGGACCAAAAUCGAUAGAAAAAUUGUCUGAGAAGAUUCUUGUUGAUUUCAUGACUCCACACAGACAAUGGGUUAAAAGUGUCAGAACAUCAGAAGACAUGAAUACAUUGAUCAGUCAAGAUUGUAACACAGUGUGUGUCUGGAAUGCAAGAAAUAAGAAUCUAGUCAUGAAUAUUGAGCUUGGCAGUCAAGAAAAGAUUUCUAACUUAGUUGUGUCGAAAGAUGCAGCGAUUAUCGUUCUUGUUGCUGACUACCAAAUACUUCACCUCUACACACCUCUAGAGAAACGAGAAAUAGCCAACUACAAAACAACAUUUGACAUCACAUCACUCUACAUGACUUGCGAUUGUCGUAAAAUUCUGAUACGAGGAACAGACUCCGGCAUGAAACCGGUUCUCGAGAUUUUUGAGGUGAGAAAUGUGGAUGACAUUUUGAUGCACAUUGCCGGCCGAAAAGUGUCGCAACAGAAUGAAGUACGUGAGAGCCUGACCAAUGAGAGAACAAGAAGAGCAAGUCAUGUUGUCAAGACUGAUAAGUCAUGAUAACUGGACAACUUAUGAUGACUUGACAACUUUUCGUUGAAAGUUUUGGUCAUGUGAUAUUGACAGUGAACUAUUCAAUUCUGAAUUCUGUCAGAUUUCUCAAACCAAUUAAUUUUUUUGUUAGUUCAUGGGUAUUUUCUAAAAUACAAGAAGCAAUGAUUAACUAUAACUUAAAUAUAUUUUGUCAAAUUAAUGUACAGUAUUUGAUAUAAGCUACAAUGUUAUUUAUUUGAUGUUAUGAUUUCUAUUACCUAUGUAACAUGUUUAAUGAUACAUUAAUUGUAUAUCAAUAGUAACAUUUUUUAUUUUUUGAAUAUUCUUUUUUUUUAAAUUCAAAGUUCAUUGUUCAUAUAUUGUAAUGUAUUUAUUUAAAUUUCUUUAAUUGACUUUUUGUCUCUAUCUACCAUACCAAACAAUGAACAUAUCACACACUUGACAUAUCAAUCAUUUACCACAUCAACCAAUCAACAUGUAUCUUUUUGGAACAAAAUCUUAGUGAUAUUGGUAAUGUUUUGCUUAUUAUUUAUACACAACAUGUCCUGUUUUUUUUUUUUUUUUACAUUUGUAAACUAAAUUUGAGAAAACACAUUCAUAAAAAUAUUAGCUUUGUAUUUAUACAACAAAAUUGUGUCCACUAUUAAAAUAGCCAAAGUGAACUUUUAAUAAAUUUAAAAAAUGACAAUCAGACACAUCAAC